Aspergillus piperis CBS 112811 is the source of this 999-nucleotide messenger RNA. RefSeq names its product putative GPI anchored protein. The transcript is spliced from 3 exons. Lineage: Eukaryota; Fungi; Ascomycota; Eurotiomycetes; Eurotiales; Aspergillaceae. The record is from RefSeq and is a predicted model, not a curated record. The coding region runs from base 1 to 999 and encodes 332 amino acids.
AUGCGUGUCGCUUCCGCUGCUGUCGUUGCCUCCCUGGCUGCCGGUGCCAUUGCUACCGAGUACAAGACCGUCUAUGUCACCGAGUACACCACCGUUUGCCCUAAGGCCACUUCUCUGGCCACUGGUCCUGGUGCCGGUUCUGGCUCGGGUGCCCAGACUACCCCGGUUGCUGCUCAGCCUACCACUGUCACCAUCUCCGGCACCCCUUACACCUACUCCACUCCAUUGGUUACCUCGACUGUGACCCACUGUGACAAGUGCUCCGCUACUGCCGUCCCUGCCACCUCCACCCCCGAAGGUGCCGCUGCUGUCGGUACCGGUGCCUCCCCCAGUGAGGCUCCCGGCUCUGGCUCCGGCUCUGGCUCUGGCGCUUCCCCCAGCGAGGGUGCCUCUCCUAGCGGUGCCGCCGCUGGCUCUGGCUCCGGCUCUUCCCCCAGCGGCGCCGCUGCUGUCGGUACCGGUCCCUCCCCCAGUGAGGCCGCCUCUGGAUCCGGCUCUGGAUCCGGUGCUUCUCCUAGCGGUGCCUCCGCCGGCUCUGGCUCUGGCUCCGGCUCCGGCUCCUCCCCCAGCGGUGCUGCCGCUGGUUCCGGAGCUGGUUCCCCCGGUGCUUCCGCUGGUCCCAGCGGAGCCGGUGCCAUUGGAAUCGGCGCCACCACCCCAGUCGUCUCUUACACCCCGGUCCCCACCCCUAGUGGCUUCCACCCCUCUUCUCGCCCUCUGAUCCCCAGCAGCAAGCCCGCCUCCUCCAAGCUCGUUGCUUCCUCCAGCGCCACCCCCGCUGCCUCUAGCCCCGCCCCUGCUAGCUCUUCCAGCUCCAGCUCCAGCUCCAGCUCCGGCUCCUCUGCUACCUCCCCCGAGGGUGUCUCCGCCGCUGGCACUGGCUCUGGCUCUGCCACCACUCCCUCCGCCCCUGUCUUCACUGGCGCCGCUACCCGCGCCGCGGCCGGUGCUGGUGCCGGAUUGGCCUCCGUCUUCGCUCUCGUCGCCUUCCUUCUGUAA